This is a messenger RNA of Drosophila ficusphila, 6776 nucleotides long. RefSeq names its product protein ELYS homolog (gene Elys). NCBI's taxonomy places the organism in Eukaryota, Metazoa, Arthropoda, Insecta, Diptera, Drosophilidae. The transcript has 7 exons. The coding region runs from base 148 to 6498 and encodes 2116 amino acids. The record is from RefSeq and is a predicted model, not a curated record.
AACCGUUGCUUUUAAUGUCAAACAAAGCGGCAACGCCGGCAUCCCCACGAAUAAUCAGUGUUAAGCGCGUAUUUUUAUUUUUUAUAUGAUAUUUGGCGUAACUUGUUUAUUUAAAUCGCGGACGUUGAUGCACUAAAUAUAAUCGAAAUGGAGUGGCACGAAGGCGAGUUGGAUAGCCGCCGCACGGUUGCCUUUCCCGAACGCACAAUUCCCGGUUUUGGACAAACUGAUCCGGCGGAUUCCGGCGAUUACAUGGGAGGAAUAAUCGGCGAUGGACAGUGGGGCUGGGUCACCUGCCGGUAUGCCAAAGACGCCACAUUAAUGGUCUGCAGCAUGGCCACAGGUGAGUGCAUCUCCUGCCAUUGCUUCUGGAGGGAAGAUGCCGAUGAGCAGGAACAGGAGCAUCGCAGCAGCAUCCGUUGCGUGGAGGAGCUCUUCCCGGGCGAACCAGAGCGUUCCGGCCUCCUGGCCAUAUGCCUGGAGUCGUGGCCGAACGGGGAACUGCGCCCUGAAAAUUGCCCGUUGGCCAGCACACAGGUGCUCAUCUUCGCGAUUGCCAGCGGAAGGGUGCUGCGCAGCUUCAACUUGCAGGAUCUGCACUGCAGCGCGUUGGCCUUCCUCGACCAGCGAAUAUGUGGCGGCACACGGUUGGCUCGCUUCGAUGGCUGCUUACUAGUGGCUACCGAGGAGGGAAUGGUCCAGCUGGUCGAUCUCAAUGGCAGUAGUUUAAUGGAGAAGCGCAACAGCGACUACAGCAUCUGCCAGUCGCCCAGUGCCGAGAAUGAGCCGCGCUACGGAGAGCUUUACCCUGUUCUCUGUGAGGAGGUGAUACGCAAAAUCGAUGUUUUGCUGGACUUAUCUCGGUCCAAAGGAGGCCACUUGGCCGUGCAGGUGGACGUGGCUCGCACUGGAAUCCGCUGCUUGAUGGGCAUCAGCAUUGCACCUGGUUUUGCCGCCGGAUUAGAGGAUGGCCGCGUUCUGAUCUACGAUUUGAUGCGGUUCAACGUGACCGCCUCUCUGCAACCGCCAAAGAAGGAGGGAAGGAUUCACGGGGCCGUGGAGCGAAUGUGCCUUAUAAUGCCGCCCGACGAUCCCAAGCCGUGUUUCUACAUAUGCGUAAUGUACCACAGCGCCGAGCGGUUGAACAUGUUGUUGCACUCGGUCAACUACCGGCGAUCCUAUGUGGAGCAGGAUGGCGAUGGAUUCCGCUUCGAGCACUUCCAUUCGAGCUCCGUUCGCAAUCACCAGGUUUUCGACGGCGAAAACUGUUCGGUGAUUGCCUGCACCACGGCAUCUACGUUUAGCUUUGCUGGCGACAGUGGAACACUGCUGAUCAUCAUGGCUUGGUACUCGACCACCGAACGCAAGAACAAGCUCGUUUUGUUCGACAUCAAUCAGUGGUACAAGGACGAGAUGCCCUCGUGCGUGCGACCUUACGAAGUUCCCCAUUACAUCGCCGGCUAUUUUCUUAGCCAGAAUGGCCUUAAUGGUCUCCCAAUGGGAUUGGGAUUGCAGCUGCACCCGAACUCCAUAAUGCACUUUGUUUCGCUGCAGCGCUACGAUGAGCACUUCUAUCCCGACUCCCUUACUUUUGAUUGCAAGCUGUUAACCCCAACUGGCAGCCGCUAUUACGCUCAGAAUGGAGUGCAGCACCGUUUUUUAAACGCCCUGCGAUGGGAGCGCGCCGCACUCUUUUUGCGUCCACAACCUUACCACGAGGACAUAGUUCGCCUGCGACUCCUGCCACAGUUUUGCGAGCUCAAUCCGAAUGCCACGUUCUCAAAGGCAGCGAUGUACGAAGUGAUUUUGUCUGUGGCUCUGGAGCACAAGUGCUCGGCCCUGUUGAACGACUGCGCUCGCAGCUGGUUGGAUGGAAGCUUCUUGUGCAACAUGAUCGAAUCCACGGAGCUCUCGCUCUCCACGCUGACCAACUGGAUCAUGAAGCGCGCCGGGCAGAUCAAGCAGCGCUGCGCGGAGCUCUGCCAGGGCAUCUUUGACUACGGCGGCUAUUCACUGGACGAGCGGGAGCGUCGCGAGUUCGAGAUCCUCGCCACCCAGUUGCGUGAGCUGUUGCGACUGCAGACGUACAUUGUCGAGCUGGGAACGCGCCGGCUGUCGCCCACCGUGCUCUCCGAAUGCCAGACGAACAGGCGGGCACUGCAGACGGUUCACGAGUUCCAUCGGGUGCUCUACUGGUUUAUCGAGCAGGCCCUUCUGCCGGAGGGUCAGCACGAGGAUCAUCGCCAGCACCGGGAGCCGCCACUCGUCAGCCUGCGGCGCGACUACUCCGAAAGGCGGACUCUGCGAAAGAACCUAUAUAUCGACACGCUGACAGGCCAAACCGGCCUGCCCUCCACAUAUCCGCCGGAGUCGCUGAAAGCCCUGCUGCUUGUGAUGCUCGAGCCGUACACAGAGCUCGCCAGCAAGCACGCACUCGUCCUCUAUCUGCUGUUGGACCUCAAUCCGCCAUUGAGCCGGCGCUUUCAAGCCAACUUUGAGCUGGACGAGGAUCUCGCGAAGUCGGUGCGCUCCUUUUGGAGCUUGGAUCGCGGCGAUUGCACGGGGUGCGUCAAUGAGCUCUACAAGGAUUUCGCGAUGAGCGUAAACCUAGAGGAAUGGCAGACGCGUCUGCUGCUGGAGGGCCUUCUGGCCGCCGGGGCUGUGAAGGCGGCCAUGCGCGUGGUCAGCCAACCGCCUGGUCCCAUACCCGCCGCCCUGCACAUGAGCGUGCUGCUGGCGAACGGGAGCAUGCCGGAGGCCUUCGAGAAGGCCCGCCUCCACGACAGAGACGGCGGGGCGGGCCAGUCGCUGCUGGAGCUCUUCUUUCGCUACUGCAUCGAGCGCAGACGCUUCAAGGUGCUGGCCGAGCUGUGCCUGCGCGAGCAGGAGGAGGCGCUCCUGUACCGCCUGCUGCGCCAGUGCCGCUCGCGGCAGACGGAGUGCGUCCAGCUGAUCCUGCUGCUGCAGAAGAGCAAGUUCGUCGAGGCCGUGUCGCUGAUGGACCAAGUGGCCGCCGACAGGGAGAGGGACGAGUCCUCCAGCACGAUCAUUUCCGCCUAUCGAUCCACCAUGGCACCGGUGGCCCAGAACAUUGCCGGCACCUAUAUGCGCAUACGGGGCAACCUGGACGGCAUGGAGGAGGGCUGCCCGGACGCCGGUCCCCUGCUGCCCUUCAGCUGCCAGCUGGUGCAGCAGAACGCCAGCGGCCAAGUGGGCGGCAUCUUCCAGAGCUCCGCUGUGAGCGCCCAUUGGGCGACGCACUGCGAUGCGACUGCCUCGGCACCCGUUCAUAUGCCCUCCGCCAUUGGUUACUCGAACAUUCCGUUCCUGCGGCACGAGCAAUUCGGACCGCCGGACCACUUGCAGCGCCUGCCGUUGGUCAAGCCCGUGCCGCACCAGUCGGUGGAGAAGCGACAGCGCGAGGAGCAGGAGGAGCAGCAGCGGAAGCAGCAGCAGUCGCAGUCACAGUACUCGCUGCAGCCGCGCAAACGUCGUCGCCUUCUCGCGGAGCAGCUGCUGGAGGACGUGCGUGGUCACAUCAAUUCGCUGAUGGAUCAUCAAUCGGAGCAAAGGGAGCUGGAGGACGCGGAGCAGAAUGGGGCCAGUGAUUUGCUGCAGCUGCCGAACUUCCUUCAUGCACGCCAGCGCACCGAGUCGGACAGCCGGCCGAGCAGCAUUGCCCACCAGGCAAUACCCACGAUCCUGAAGCGGCAAUCGACCGUCACUGGCGCUCCGCCGGCAGCCACAUCCACAACGCUAGCGGAGCCGAAGCGAUUCCGUUUCAUGCCGCCGAUUCCACUGCGAUUGGAUGGCUCCAUGGCUGCGGUCCACGAGGAUAAGCAGGAGCAGGAGGAGGAGGACGAGGACGAAACGGACGAGAUCAUCGUGGAGAUCGAGUCGAGAAGCGAGCCGCGAAGCGCCGACAGCAGUGCCUCCGAUGAGUUCUGUUCGCCGAUGGCCUCCGCCAAUGUUUCCCUGUUGGAUCAGCGGGACUCUCCGCGCCCCAUGAUCCCGCCAGCUGGCCCGCAGCCGCGCAGCUCGUUGCUGCAGGAGAGAACCUCGAUCGGAAGUGGAGUCCAACGGGCUGGUGGCUUGGGAACAGGCAGCGAGAGCAGCAGCGGAUUCGGCAGCUUUGCCACGGUGCAACCGGCCCAAACGACCUCGCAUUCGCAGUUCGUGCCCACCGUUUGCUCAUCCAAAAUGGGCGAGACCCAGUCGCAGGUCUUCUUCGCCGGGAGUGGUCUGGUGAGGAUCUCCGAGCGCACCACCAUCUGCGGCGAAAUGGAGUCCACUGAGCUCGGAUCGGAGCUAAUGGCUGCGCCGAGUUCACAGUGGUCGCUGCCCGCGGAGCGGCCACUUGGACAGAUUGGUCAGAUGAUGGACACCACGCUGGGCAUGUCCACGUACGAUGUGCAGCCAGAAAGCCAGGACGAUGGUGAUGCCGAGGAGGAGGAGGAGGAGCUGAAAUUGGGUGAGACUCAGUCGCCAGAGCAGCACAAUCAACAGGAUGAAGAGGAGGAGGGGGAACAGGUACGAGAUCAGGAGCAGGAACGUUCGGAGACCAGCGGUUACCAGCUGGCGUUCCUGGCCAACUCCUCGGAGGCACCCGCCACUUCGGAGCCGCUCUCCUCGCCCACUUGCAGCCUGAGCAGCGAGGAAUCGGACAUGUCCUCGGCGGGCAUUCGCAAUCCGCUGCUGCCGUCGCUGCCGAACGACGAUCCCAUGUACUCCAUCGUCGUGGAGUCGACGGGCUCGAUAACGACAUCGCGUUCGGUGACGCACACGCCGACAUCCUUCCUGCCCAGCGACACGAACGUCUCGCAGAACUCGAGUCCACGCGGAGCAGCGCAUGGCGACAACGAUGGCGAUGGCUCGCCGAUCUCGCUGUAUCGCGCGAACAGUUUGGAAACGGUGGACGAUCUGGACACCACCAAGGGCUCGCUGGAGGAGGAGGAGGACGGCUACGACGAGGACGACUGUGUGAUCGCACUGGAUGGCACCGAGGUGCGCGGCUAUGUGGCCCGUCCCCAGCAGUCGGCGGCCUGCAGCAGCGCCGAGUUGUUCGCCUUCAAGGACGACUGCCAGCAGCAGCAGCAGCAGGAGGAGGCGGCCAGCGGUCCGCGUCCCUCGCUCUCGCUGGGCGCCACCGUCAACAGCGACUCGGUGGUGGCCGAGACCAUUGUGGUGGACAGCGAUGAGGAUGAGGAGGAGGAGGAGGAGAAGCCGCAGCCGCAGCCGGAUGCGCAGAUGGAGCAGCAAAAGGAGCCGGAUCAGCAGCCAAUGGAAGAGGAUGCCGGUAGCAAUGAUUCCGUGAACACGGUGGCCUUUAGCGAACCCAAGCAGCCGAUGGUUGUCGAGAGCGAGAUCGAGUUGGAGGUGGUCCAGGAUGGAGAAGUCCCGCAGGAGGUGAUGCAGCUGGAGCGGAUUCCCGAGGAAGAGGCUGAAGAGGAUGAAGAUGCUGCAGCAGUGGUGGUGGUGGAAGAUGUGAUUGAGAUGCCAACUGAUGAGGUGAUCAAUGAGGCCAAUGAGCACAUCAGUGAGGGAAUCAAUGUGGUCGCCAAGGAGGAGGAGGUAAUUAAGGUGGCUAAUGAGGAGGUUAUUGAGGAGCAAGCAGAGGAACCAUCGGACAAGCCAUUGGAGGAGCCAUCAGAGAAGCCAUUGGAGGAGCCAUCAGAGGAGUCCACACCCCUCGUAAAGGAACGAACCGAAGAGCGGAAAAAACCGCACUCCUCAGAGGCUUCCCGGGCAGCGCCGCUUUUGGAGCAGGAAGAGGACUUAGCCGGGAGUCUAGUGCUAGUGCUGUCCGACGAUGAGGAGCCGGCCAAGGCACCCGCCCCAAGGACACGCUCCCGCCGCAGCUCCAACGUGGACAGUCCGCGAGCGUUGCGGCCGCGUCGCGGUUCCCUAGAGCACAGCGACAGUCCGGUCCCGGGCACUGGUCCUAGCCACAGGAUUUUAGUGCGUAAAACCGCGUCGCCCGUUUCGACGCCCAAGCGCCGCACGAUGCAGCACCGGCACUUGCUGGACGUGAUCGAGGAGCAGGGAUCGCAGGAUGCCUGGCUGCCGCGCACUCGUUCGCGGUCGCGUCUCAGCGUGGACUCGGAGGGAGCCUCGUCCUCGCGGCCGGCCACUCCGACCAGACCGCGGGAGCGGGGCAAGCGAGCCGUAUCGCUGGCGCCGCAGAGCAGCGAGCCAGUGAAGCCGAUUCCCAGUCUGCGGCAUUCGUUGCGCGGGAUCAGUGAACCGCCAGCCAGUCCGGCAUCGAAAAAGAAAGCAGCAGCAGCAGCAGCUGCAGAUGAUUCCCCCGAGGACCAGCAGCAGCCUCGACUCCGUCGCUCGGCGCGCAUACGCACCUCGGAGCAGGCCAGUGGCUCCACCUCCUCGGAGUCCGCCUCGCGGUCGAACUUAACUAACAGCAGCACCACCACCACCGCCACCACCACCACACACCGCGAGCGGCGUCCUCGCAUCCGGAGCCGAUCCAAGUCGGAUGCCUGAGAUGCCAUCUAGUUAUUUUAGUCAGGAAGUGCCUCCUCCUGCUGCUGCGUCCGAAAAACAACAAAGGAUGUGUGUGAUGUGUAAGUCACAGCCAUCUCAACUGACCCAUGUCACUUGCAUCUGCAAUCUCCGAUGAACCAAGUGGGUGGAAACGUCCUCGGAGGCACUUCUCAACGAACCGCUGUCGCUUGACAUUUUAUUUUAAAUUUGUUUACGUUAAAUACCAAUUUGAAUUGGCAUCUGUUCUAUAUUUUAAAUAAAAAAAAUUGAAGUUGAAA